This is a messenger RNA of Thermothielavioides terrestris NRRL 8126, 1325 nucleotides long. RefSeq lists its product as uncharacterized. Gene Ontology annotation, molecular function: GTPase activity; GTP binding. Gene Ontology annotation, biological process: small GTPase-mediated signal transduction. Bases 127 to 732 code for a protein of 201 amino acids. The transcript is spliced from 5 exons. The record is from RefSeq and is a predicted model, not a curated record. Lineage: Eukaryota; Fungi; Ascomycota; Sordariomycetes; Sordariales; Chaetomiaceae.
GCGCCGGUGCAUUCAACAUCGACACUUUCCCAUCUACUGCCAACGACUUCUACCCCCGCCCACUGGGACUGCGCACGACGACAGGCUGCUGAGCGAACCCAACGCUCACCUGCCCAUUUGCCAACCAUGGCAAAUGAUCGCAAUGCCCAAAAUGUCAUCCGCAGGAAACUCGUCAUCAUCGGUGACGGUGCUUGUGGCAAGACGAGCUUGCUGAGCGUGUUUACGCUUGGUUUCUUCCCCACACAUUAUAUACCGACCGUGUUUGAGAACUACGUUACCGACUGCAGAGUGGACGGCAAAUCGGUUCAGCUGGCGCUAUGGGACACGGCCGGCCAGGAGGAUUAUGAGCGGUUACGGCCGCUAGCGUAUGCCAAAGCACACGUCAUCCUAAUAGGCUUCUCGGUCGACACGCCAGACUCCCUGGACAAUGUCAAGCACAAGUGGGUUGUGGAGGCACAAGAACGGUGUCCCGGUGUGCCAAUCAUCCUCGUCGGCCUGAAAAAGGACCUGCGUGACGAUCCGGUCGCGAUAGAAGAGAUGCGCAAGAGGUCCCAGCGCUUCGUUUCCCCGGCAGACGGCGAGCACGCGGCCAGAGAAAUCGGCGCCCGCAAGUACCUCGAAUGUUCCAGCUUGAGCGGCGAGGGUGUCGACGACGUGUUCGAAGCAGCCACGCGAGCCUCGCUACUCAUGUUUGAAAAAGGCGAGGGAGGCGGGUGCUGCGUGAUAUUAUGAGCAGCUUGAUGCAUGAGGGAUGUAUAAGCCCUAACCCACCAACCCUGUCCUGGUCCUAGAUGAGCCCGCGCCGUUCAAUGAAACGGGAGACCCGAGCCGAGUCCCUGACCAGAACCAACGCCGGCUGAGCUCGCCAAGGGCGGCACGCUGCUCCGGAUCUGUCAGCGCCUUGGUUGUCCUCGGAUGCCUCAACAGUAGCCCACAAUCACGACAGACAGUACCGGAUGGACUUCACGGCCAACAGGAAAGGCCGAUUGUUUAUUUUUCUUUUCCCCCCAGCUAUCACAUGCGGAGCGAGCCGAGCGAGUCAUGAUCCACGAUGUAUUAAUAUGCUAAGCUGUAUAGAUCUGAGGUGGUUUUCUUUCAGCGGGUAACUGGACGCGGUGGUUAUAAGAGCUGGGCUGCAAGGAUUUCACGCUACGGCCGAAAAGGGGGGUCCUUUCAUUUCUCGGAAGCAUCACGAGAGAGUUGUAGCAUGAGUGGAAGUCAGACUGUCAAAUGCAGGGCAUCUUCUCAAUCAGGCUGGGAUGGUUGUGGAUAGUCAAAAUUAGCGGUUGUUUAAUGGCAAUUUGAGUUUCACACUGGGGCUCACG